Molecule: messenger RNA, 2127 nt
Organism: Vanderwaltozyma polyspora DSM 70294
Lineage: Eukaryota; Fungi; Ascomycota; Saccharomycetes; Saccharomycetales; Saccharomycetaceae
Exons: 1
Coding region: 1-2127 (708 amino acids)
Molecular function (GO): protein binding
Source: RefSeq, a predicted model, not a curated record
AUGUUCAAUAACUUCUUACAAUCAAAUCAAAAUAAUUUACCAUUCAUACCUUCUCCAACCUCAAUGAGCGAAGAUGGUUUGGAAUUCAGAUAUAAGAACCAUAGUAACAGUCAAACAAAUCAAAACUCAAGUUUGCGCUCAGAAACCAAGAAAAGAAAACUAUUAAACGUAGAUUUACCUGCAUCAACCGUAAAUCAAAACGAUUUGAAGUUGAAUAGUUCAAAUAAUAACCCAAACCAACCUUUUGUACAAAAGGCUAUCCCUUCGCAAGGUCCAAUUAGUGGCGGAAUAGAGAUAACCUUAUUAGGUGCAAACUUCAAAAAUGGUUUGAUUGUAAAAUUCGGUGAUAAUAUUGCAUUAUCAACUCAAUGUUGGAGUGAAUCAACUAUGGUGACUUUUUUACCACCUUCGAUUUCAUCAGGUCAAGUAUUAAUCACAGUAGAAGACAAUUCAAGUCCUUCUACCCAAAUCAAUCACCUAUCGAAUAACAUACAUCCAAGUAAAAAAGCUAUAUUUACUUAUGUUGAUGAUACUGACAGACAAUUAAUCGAACUAGCUUUACAAAUUGUCGGCUUGAAAAUGAAUGGUAAAUUAGAAGAUGCUCGUAAUAUUGCAAAAAGAAUUGUAGGUAAUGAUGAUAUGUCUCCAGGAAAUAAUUCCGUCCCAUCUGUAGCGUCUUCAAAUGGUAGUGGUAAUAGUAAUAUAUCUCCAAUGAAUACCUUCAACAAUGAUGAAGCUUUGAUCGUCAAAGUCAUAAAAUUAUUAAAAUCAAAUUCAAAUUUAUCAAUGUGUGAUAAUUCAGGCAGAACCUUAUUGCACUUGGCUUCUUUAAAAGGUUACAUAUCUUUAGUUUCAACUUUAUUGAAAAACGGUGCAAGAGUAAAUGAUAAAGAUUCUUUUGGUUUUACUCCUUUACAUUUUGCAUGCAUUAAUGGUGAUCCAAAGAUUAUCCAACUUUUAUUAAGAUGUAAGUCAGAUUACAAUAUAAAAUCUAACAACAACUUAGUUGCAAUUGAUCUAUUCAAUUUAAAUCAUUCUUCAAAUUCAAAUAAUUUUUCAAAAGUUCACCAAAUAUUUGAAUUAGAGACGAAUGACUACGUCAACAACAGAAAGCCUUCUAAUUCAAGCGAUUUGGAUAUCGAUUCAAUAAAUUCCAUAGAUUACAACUAUGAGUCAAAUCACAUUAAUAAUCAUCAUCAUCACCACAACCAACAACAACAACAACAUCGCCACCAUGUUGCAGAACAUAGUAGUAGCCUAAUAUAUUCAGAUGAUUCUGGUUAUGAAAGAAGUGAUUUUGAAGAGGAUGGUGACGAAAGCUUAUUAACAAGUGACUUGCCUUCUAUAACAUCAAAUAACUCGAAAUUAAACACUUCUGAUAACGAAAGUGAUGAUGAUAAUGAUACUAAUGAUAAUGAAGAUAUGGACAAUGAUUUGAAACAAAACAAUCCAAUUAAUAUUAUUAAUGAUAAAAAGAAUAUUAUCUUGGAUAUCGAAAUUAAAUCAAGCGGUAAUAAAAACACAAAGAAAUCGACUGAAAGUAAAACACUAAAUGAUAGUCAAGUUAACAAGGAAAACACUACUUCAUUGGAUGAUGAAGAUACAUCAGACAAUAGCAAAAGUUUAAAUACUUCAAUUUGGAAUAGAAUGUUAAAUAGAAUCAAUGAUGACCUACCAAAAUACGAAGAUUUAUUCCCAAGUUUCCCACAAGUUUCAAAACCAAAACAAGUCGAAGAACAAUUGAUUGAAGGAAUCAUAGAUAAUAGUCAUCUAGAUAAAGAUCCAUCACCUACCGAAGAUUCACAAACUUCAUCUGAAGAUGAAGAUGAAGCAUUACAGAUCAGAUUUAAUAGAUUUUUCCAACAAAGACAAAGUUUCAAAAAUGAUACUAUGUUGUGGUUUUUCUGGUUACCAGUUGCGAUAUUAUUAAUUUCGUCAUAUUUGUUCUUCAAUUUUAGUCCAACUGAUUAUAGAUUGAAGCAAACCAUUUCUCAAUCAAUUGAUUAUGUUAGCAAGACAGUUGUAAAAUUAUUUAUUGGUAAUGAAAGAAUGAAAGCGGCUUUUAAAGAACAGUUAUCGAAUUUUCAAACGCCAAGAGUGAUAAAUGACGUACACGCGGGAGUUUAA